Notodromas monacha is the source of this 584-nucleotide messenger RNA. The record is from the annotation of a GenBank genome assembly. Lineage: Eukaryota; Metazoa; Arthropoda; Ostracoda; Podocopida; Cyprididae.
AUGGCGUCUUUGACUCCGCCUGCUGUCAGUGUUUCCCCGUUGAUCAAGACUGCGAGAUGGGGAUUGUUAAUCCUAGGAAUCACUUACGGUUAUAAGCACAAUAGGACUCUGGCAGCCCGGGAAGACAAGUUGAGAGAGGAAGAGGCCAAGAGGAAGGUGAUCAGAGAUCAGCAGUUGGCUGCUGAGAAAGGCCGACUAGCGAAAGCUGAAAUGGACGAGAUCGGGAAACAAGCUGGUAUUUUGGAUUUGGCGAAGCAGGCGGGAAUCCGAGAGUGAGAAUGGAAUCAUCAUUCAGCGGGUGUUGCAAUAUCGCCGUGUGAAUCCGAGUGUAUGAAGUUGUAGUGUUCCGUGCGCCGAAGAAGCUGCGCCGCGUUUCUGUCGAAAUUAAAUUUACUAUUAGCCAUUUUGCUGCGAACGGAUGUCAUUUUGAUCAGCUUUCUCCAUGUGGAAAUCUUGACCCAAGGCAAGGUUUUUAUAAAGCAGGUGUUGGUUUUUUUUUUGUAUCAGACGUGAGCCUGACACGUUUGUUGAAGUGGCAUUUUGGACGGUCAAUUUUUUUAAAAAUUUCGUUUAAUUAUUACCGU